This is a messenger RNA of Anoplopoma fimbria (sablefish), 2137 nucleotides long. RefSeq names its product CXXC finger protein 1b (gene cxxc1b). Gene Ontology annotation, biological process: positive regulation of DNA-templated transcription. Gene Ontology annotation, molecular function: zinc ion binding; DNA binding. Bases 177 to 1892 code for a protein of 571 amino acids. Lineage: Eukaryota; Metazoa; Chordata; Actinopteri; Perciformes; Anoplopomatidae. The transcript has 14 exons. Gene Ontology annotation, cellular component: Set1C/COMPASS complex. The record is from RefSeq and is a predicted model, not a curated record.
CGAGCAGCUCCGAGGUUAGCCGAGUGUGAGCCGAGUGUGAGCGAUGCUACGUCCGCGUAAACCUUAAACGAUCGCUAGCUACCGAGCUAAUAGGUUUGCUGUGUCGGUGUUGUAUUUGUCGCCCUCGCAUUAUAUUUGCGGCACGAGCAACGAGUUAACGUUCAAGAUCUCACACUAUGGACAGCGAAUUGUCUGACUUUGACCAUGCACCAGGGCCUGAGACCAGCAGUAUGGAGGGGGAGAACGCACCCCUGUACUGCAUCUGCCGGAAACCAGACAUCAACUGUUUCAUGAUUGGCUGUGAUAACUGUAAUGAGUGGUUCCAUGGCCACUGCAUUAAUAUCACUGAAAAAAAAGCGAAGGCAAUCCGGGAAUGGUAUUGCACGAGAUGCAAAGAUAAAAACUCUUCACUGGAAAUAAAGUAUAGAACAAAGAAAAACCGAGAGAAGGAGCCUGAGUAUGACAGAGGUUCUGACAGACAGUACAGCACCCCGAGCACUCCUGACUAUAAGAGUGAAAGGCGGCGUGGAUCUAAAGUGAAGCGUUCAGUCCGAAUGUGUGGAGAAUGUGAGCCCUGCAGAAGGACUGAGGACUGUGCCCAGUGUGACUUCUGCAAGGACAUGAAAAAGUUUGGAGGCCCCAACAAAAUCAGACAGAAGUGCAGGUUCAGGCAGUGUGAGGUUCGAGCCAGGAAAAUGCUGCGUGUGAAGGAUGAGGAAUUGUCUUUGCAAGAAAGGAGGGAAAAUGCCUACCACAGACGGAGACGAUACUCAGAGGACUACGACAGUGAGGCGGAUCUCUACCAGCAGUACAAGACCGCAGGGCUUAACAACAACAUGGCAUGGAAUAGUGAUGAAGACGAUGAGCAGCCUUUCAGUCCCGUCGUGCGUAAAAAAGCUGUGAAGGUGAAGCACGUCAAAAGAAGAGAAAAGAAGUUUGACAAGAAAAAGGAGUCACGACGCCACAAACAGAAGCAGAAGCACAAAGACAGAACCAGAUACAGCGAGAAGGGCGACCUCCGGGACAACACCGGACAGCGUCAGUGUCUGGGACCAAGCUGUAUUGAGGUGGCAAGACUCAACUCCAAAUACUGCUCUGAGGACUGUGGCAUGAAGUUAGCUGCCAAUCGGAUCUAUGAGAUCCUCCCUCAGCGUAUCCAGCAGUGGCAGCAGAGUCCCUGCAUCGCCGAGGAGCACGGUAAGAAGCAGCUGGAGCGCAUCCGUCGGGAACAGCAGAACGCCCGGCUGCGCCUCACAGAGAUGGAGCGACGCUUCCACGAACUGGAAGGCAUCAUCGCCAAGGCCAAGCAGCAGGCGGUUCAGCAGGACGAGGAGGUGAAUGAAGGUGACAGCGAGGACACAGACCUGCAGAUUUUCUGUGUGUCUUGUAGUCAUCCCAUCAAUCCAAAAGUGGCGCUGAGACAUAUGGAGAGAUGUUACGCAAAGUAUGAGAGUCAGACUUCCUUUGGUUCCAUGUUUCCUACAAGGAUAGAAGGAGCAACCAGACUGUUCUGUGAUGUGUACAAUCCCCAAAGCAAAACCUAUUGUAAGAGGCUGCAGGUUUUGUGUCCAGAACAUUCCAGAGAUCCUAAGAUCCCAGUGGAUGAAGUGUGUGGAUGUCCUCUGGUGAAGAAUGUGUUUGAGCUGACUGGAGACUACUGCAGGGUCUCCAAAAGGAAAUGCAACAAGCAUUACAACUGGGAAAAGCUGAGGAGAGCAGAGGUGGACUUGGAGCGAGUCAGGGUGUGGUACAAGUUGGAUGAGCUCUUCGAACAGGAGCGGAAUGUCAGGACUGCUAUGACCAACAGAGCUGGUCUGCUCGCUCUGAUGUUGCACCAAACUAUUCAGCACGACCCUGUGACGACCGAUCUCCGUAGCAACAAGGAUAGAUAGUCAACAUUGUCUGCACCUGUUCUCUGAUCUGUGGAUCACCGUGGAGAUUUGAGUGUUAAGGAUUUAAACGAUUACAACCAUUUCGAUGAAUUCUGAUUUUCUAACUAGAUAAUUAUUUUAAAAACUUUGUAUUAUAAUUAACUGUAAGAGGUAAAUGUAUAUAUAUUUUUCCUGACUGUGGCAGAUAAACUACUGCUGAUUGAAAACAGCUGUUUUUGGUAUGAUUGACAUGAAUAAACACCUUA